Molecule: messenger RNA, 522 nt
Organism: Pyricularia pennisetigena
Lineage: Eukaryota; Fungi; Ascomycota; Sordariomycetes; Magnaporthales; Pyriculariaceae
Exons: 3
Coding region: 1-522 (173 amino acids)
Source: RefSeq, a predicted model, not a curated record
AUGGCAGCCCUGGUCGCCUCAGGCUCCACUUGGCGUGUGCACCCAUCUGUCCCACCCAACCGCCCAAUCGUUCCUUCUGGAAUGGCAAGUCCUUUGCGGCGCGAAUCCCAAGACGACCAAAACGCGGCCUCGGGCCACCACGCUUCCCGUCUACAGCCCACCCAGGCUCGUCCUGGGCAGGACGGAAAAAGGCCCAACGAGGGUUGCCCGGGCACAGAGAUCAUGGACGGGCAACGGGUGAAGACAUCACGCAAUUUACGAUGUUUCACGAGCUCAUGGCUGCAAUCUUCGGACAAGACAAAAGAAUGGCAGAUAUUUAGAACGGCGUCAUCUAGAGAGAAAUUGGGAUAUUGGCGGCUAUUUGAGACCUUGCUUGGAGCCAUGAAUACCACGUAUCACCGAACGAUGUUUACGACCCUUAUGUCACGCAACGAAAUAGAUGACGACUAUAUCCAGUGCGGUGACAGCCGCACUGGAUGGAGGAACUUGCAAGUCGACAUGCGACAUGUUUCCUGGAUGUGA